GAGCCGCACGUCUCUGCGCUGCCGGAGGUCGGUGCCCUGCUCUCCCAGCUUCGGCCCGCUAUGGCUCUCGGCACCGCCCGUCCCGCGCUGCCAGCGCUCCUGGCCCUGAUCGGAGCUCUGCUCCCAGGACUUGGAGGGGCCCAAACAUCAGUGCACCCCCUAGAAGCCAUCAUACCCCGAGGCGGCUCUGUGCAGGUGAACUGUAGUACUUCUUGUGACCAUCGCCCCUUCUUGGGCCUGGAGACGCAGCUGACUAAGAAGGAGGUCGCUCAGGGGGACAACUGGAAGAUGUUUGAACUGAGUGGUGUGCAGGAAGAUAGCACCCCAAUAUGCUUCUCAUACUGUCAAGCACAGACAAUGGUUUCGAUGUCUCUCACCGUGUACUGGUUCCCGGAGCGCGUGGAGUUGGCCCCCCUGCCCCGCUGGCAGCCCGUGGGCGAAAACCUCACCCUGCGCUGCCAGGUGGCCGGCGGGGCGCCCCGGACCAACCUCACGGUGGUGCUGCUCCGCGGGGAGGAGGAGCUGAACCGGCAGCCGGCCGUCGGGGAGCCCGCCGAGGCCACGGUCACGGUGCUGGCGGGCAGAGACGACCACCUCGCCAAUUUCUCGUGCCGCACGGAACUGGACUUGCGGUCCCGAGGGCUGGGUCUGUUCCAGAACAGCUCGGCCCCCAGGCAGCUCCGAACUUUCGUCCUGCCAGAGACGCACCCAAACCUUGUUACCCCCAGCCUUGUGGAAGCGGGCACAGAGUGGCCCGUGAACUGCACCAUGGACGGGCUGUUCCCAGCUUCGGAGGCCCAAGUCCGCCUGGAGCUGUCUGGCCGGAAUCUGCACCCCACAGUCACGCACAACAACGACUCCCUCUUGGCCACGGCCCAUGACAAGGCCAACAUGGAAGAGGAGGGCACCCGGCAGCUGUCGUGCGUGGUGACCCUGGGACACCAGAGCCGGUCGUGGCAGGAGAAUGUGACCAUCUACAGCUUCCCGGCUCCCAACCUGACCCUGAGUGAGCCAGAGGUCUCAGAACAGACUGUGGUGACCGUGGAGUGUGAAGCCCAGGCCGGGGCCCUGGUGAUGCUGAGCGGGGGGGUCCCGGCAAGGCUUCCAGGACCCAGGGCCCAGCUCCAACUAAAUGCCAGCGCCGAGGACAAUGGGCGCAUCUUCUUCUGCUCUGCUCUCCUGGAGGUGGCCGGGCAGGUGCUACACAAGAACCAGACCCAGGAGCUCCGUGUCCUGUAUGGUCCCCGAUUAGACAAGAGGGAUUGUCUGGGAAACUGGACGUGGCAGGAAGGCUCCCAGCAGACCCUGACAUGCCAAGCUUGGGGAAAUCCAGUUCCUGAGCUGAAGUGUCGCCGGAAGGGGGAUAAUGCUCUGCUGCCCAUCGGGGACCUGAGACCUGUCACGCGGGAGGUUGCAGGCACUUACCUGUGUCAGGCCAGGAGCCCCCGUGGUGAGGUCACCCGUGAAGUGGUCGUGAACGUGAUCUACCACCGGAAUUACAUCCUCACCACCAUUCUGGUGACAGUUGCUUUCACCAUAGGAGCUGCGGGCCUAGCUGCUUACUUCUAUAACCGCCAGCGGAAGAUCCAGAAAUACAAGUUACAGAAGGCCCAGGAGGCGGCUGCCAUGAAGCUGAACACACCAGCCACGCCACCCUGAACCUGUCCCAGGACAGGGCCUCCUCCUCAGCCCCCCACACAGUGGCAGCGGUGCCACAUUGAACAAUGGUCCAUUCAGCUCCACCCACCUUCCCAGGACGCCCGAGGACAGGACAGAGGCCUCAGGAUACAGACAGCAUUGGGGAUCAAGGCACAUGCACACUUAGGAUCCCCAAGCCUCACACCUGACCUGUAGUCACAGGACUGAGCCAUGAGGAGGGGGCGGGACUUGGGUCAUGACUGUGAGGGGUGCCAAAGCCUGACCAGACCAGAGGGGGUGUGGUGGUUCACUUGACCUGGGACACCCAACUGUGAACCAGUGAAACUCACCCCUGCCGCGUGUGCUGAGGCCCCGCAGUCCUAGGGAGAAGUGGCCUGCACAAACACAUACAGCAUGGAAACAUAGCCCCAUCCUUCCGAUGACAUGCCAGCUCCAGUGCGGCUGUCCAUUGACUGUCCCCAACUUUUGAUGGAUGUAUUUAUUAAUUUGUUCUCUUAUGAGCUAUUUAUUGAGUGCCUUUUAUGUGGGUUAGAAUAGUAAAGAAGAGGAACAUAGGUUCCUGUCCUCAGGGAGCUCUCAGUCUAGUCUCAUUCAGGGCCGCCAGGUACAGUUGUACUGGCUGUGCACUGCAAAGGAGUGCCUGGCGAAAAGAUCAAGCGGGGCUGGAAUUUCCUACUCCGGCUGGCUAAGCUGCUUUCCUCCAGAAGGGGACUGGCAAUGGUGAUAUGGUUUAGUUGGUAACCUGCCCAGGGACAACCACUGAGCCCUUACUCCUCCCCCCAUCUCUGACACUGACCUCCGUUAACCACCUCUCUGCCCAUAAGCAUCUGCUAGUGCUCACAGUGACACUGUGGCGUGCCUAAACAUGAAUGCCCAUUCACUGACAGCUAAACCAUAUAGUCCCAUGAAACUAUGCCCAACCGCUGUGUGUCCCUGCCUUGUCCUACCUGGUUCCAUCUUGGGACCUUGCAAGAACAGAGCACUCUGGCAGCUCCAAAUUCCAGCGGAGACAAGGGCCCUGCAGGCAGUGCGGAGGAGGGGCCUGGGAGGAUCCCCUCCCAGUUCCAGAAGCCUCUUUCUUGUGCUAAUAAAGCUUCUUCUCAGUG
Lynx canadensis (Canada lynx) is the source of this 2765-nucleotide messenger RNA. It is a transcript of the gene ICAM1, whose product is annotated as intercellular adhesion molecule 1. Gene Ontology annotation, cellular component: membrane. Gene Ontology annotation, biological process: cell-cell adhesion. The record is from RefSeq and is a predicted model, not a curated record. Gene Ontology annotation, molecular function: integrin binding. The transcript is spliced from 7 exons. Lineage: Eukaryota; Metazoa; Chordata; Mammalia; Carnivora; Felidae. The coding region runs from base 61 to 1659 and encodes 532 amino acids.